GGGGUGGGGUUGACUGGCCGGGCUGAAGUGGGGAGCAGCUGGGCGUGGGUUGACCUGCGGGGGAGGACAGCAAAGGCCCAGGGAAGUGGAGGGCUUUGCAAGAUGGGUUUAUUUUUGGUAGUGGAGGUCCAUUAAUACGUCUGUGGCAGACAGGAAUAGGCCAACGUUGUUCUGAUUGGCAAGCGCAAGGUGCACGUGAUGUCAAAACUAUUAACAGACGGGGAGGACUGCCUUUGGCUUCAGUUGAAUGUGGAUUGAGCCCACCACAGUGGCAAACCCUUAUUGUUUCACCCUUUCAAAAGGGAAGGGAAGAAACCUUUAUUUUAUUUUAACAUGUGUGUCCUGCUCUUUUCCCAAGGAGCCCAUCAGGGCUUUCUUUAUCCUUCCUCACAACAACCCGGUGAGCUAGAUGGAACAAAGAUUCUGUUAACAAUAGUGGAUAGAAAAAGUCUUAUAAAAAGCUGGCAGAAGAAUACAGCACUUUCUAGGCAUGCAGAAUGGCCACGUUUCAACCUUUCAGAGCAAUGGAUGGUAAAAUAUUUGCAAUUAGGUGAUGGUUCAGCUGCUCUGAAGAACUAUGAACUGGCUUUGUAUGGUACUGAUGAGAAAAAUACAGAGUCGUGUCUGGGUGUACUCAGUGCUGGUUCCAAAGAAAACUAAACUGGUUCCACAUCACUGUAUCUGUGGCAACAGGCUGCUGUCAGAGCACAGACCUAAAAACAUCAGAAACUCUUACAGGCUGCUUAAACUUCAGGAAGGCUGUUCCUUGGAUGAUGUCAGAAAUUCAUACCGAGACCUAGCCAAACAAUUUCACCCAGACAGUGGAUCAGUUACAGCAGAUUCUGCAACUUUUGUGCAGAUCGAAGAAGCAUACAGAUCAGUGCUUAAUGAUAUUGCCACAAAAAUGAAAUUAAGUGAAAAGGUGGAGGAGGAGGAGGAGGAAAUAUUCAAACCUAAAGCACCACAACAUAGACAGUAUUUAAAUUUCGAAGGUAUUGGUUUCGGAACUCCAAGUCAAAGAGAGAGACAGUAUAUGCAGUUUAGAGUAGAUCGGGCUUCUGAACAGGUCAUGGAAUACCGAAAGCAGAAAAUGGAGAACCAGUUUGCGAUACACAAUGUUAUGUUAGCUAAAGAUGUAAAGCAAAGUAAGAAGGCAAAGAUUACACAAGCAAUUGAACGGUUAGUUGAAGACCUCAUUCAGGAAUCUAUGGCAAAAGGAGACUUUGAUAACCUCAGUGGUAAAGGAAAGCCAUUGCAAAAAUUUUCAGACUAUCCACAUAUUGAUCCUAUGACUCACAAUUUGAAUAGAAUUCUAUUAGACAAUGGAUACCAGCCAGAAUGGAUUUUAAUGCAGAAAGAAAUACGGGAAACAAUUGAACAAUUACGAAAUGACAUGGUUGCUUCUAGGAAUAAACUUGGAGAUCCAAUGACACCACAUAAAGAGAAACAAUGGAAUGAGGUUUGUGAACAAUUUAUAAAAAAUAUCAAGAUGCUAAACAAAAGGAUUAAUGACUUCAACUUAGUUGUCCCUAUUCUCAGCAGGCAGAUGGUGCAUUUUAAUGCAGACAAAGAAAUUACACGUGCUCAAGAGCUCUAUGAAACCAAGCUGAAAAAAACAAAGGCACUAAAGGCUGCAAAGGACACUGAGGAAACAGAAAACCAAAGUGUCAAUGCACCUACUUUUAAAACAAGUUUUUUAAAAUGGGUUAAUCUUAUUUUCAAAUAAGAUUGAGUUGAUGGUCAUUUGGUGUAACUAUGAAAUGCACUUUGAGAGUUAUAUCACUUCUAGAAGACAUUUAGCUUUUAUGUUUAUUGUGGUAAUGGAGUUUGCCAUCCCUCAGUCAACAGGUAGUUACUGAGUUUUGUUGUGGAAGUAUAGGAACAAAUAAACAUUUCUACCAGCAA
Hemicordylus capensis (graceful crag lizard) is the source of this 1905-nucleotide messenger RNA. RefSeq names its product DnaJ heat shock protein family (Hsp40) member C28 (gene DNAJC28). The record is from RefSeq and is a predicted model, not a curated record. The coding region runs from base 578 to 1726 and encodes 382 amino acids. Lineage: Eukaryota; Metazoa; Chordata; Lepidosauria; Squamata; Cordylidae. The transcript is spliced from 4 exons.